UGAGUACAGCACUAUAAGAAAGAAAUGAAAAAAGAAUUGUGUGAAGCGGUGAAGAGAGGUGAUAUUCAAUCAGUAACACGUCUUUUGCAAUUGAGCGUUGAUAUCAAUACGCGUGAUGAGGCAGGGAACACUCUUCUGAUACAAGCGUGUUGGAAGAAUAAGAAGGAAAUGGUUGAGUUGCUGCUCACUACAUCAGUAGAUGUUAAUGGUACUGGUGGCAUGUGGAGAGAGACGGCUUUGAUAAUAGCAGCAAGGAAGGGGUUGCACGACAUCAUUGACAUAUUAUUGAAGACCAAAGAUAUUAAUGUGAUGAAGGGAGAUUAUGUGAGUUUGAGUAUUGAGAGUUGGGAAGGACAGCCAUGCUGCAAUGAAUAA
Messenger RNA from Corticium candelabrum, 375 nucleotides. Its product is annotated as osteoclast-stimulating factor 1-like. The record is from RefSeq and is a predicted model, not a curated record. The transcript is spliced from 5 exons. Gene Ontology annotation, molecular function: protein binding; ubiquitin-protein transferase activity. The coding region runs from base 25 to 375 and encodes 116 amino acids. Lineage: Eukaryota; Metazoa; Porifera; Homoscleromorpha; Homosclerophorida; Plakinidae. Gene Ontology annotation, cellular component: BRCA1-BARD1 complex; BRCA1-A complex. Gene Ontology annotation, biological process: protein K6-linked ubiquitination.